Molecule: messenger RNA, 3526 nt
Organism: Gymnogyps californianus (California condor)
Lineage: Eukaryota; Metazoa; Chordata; Aves; Accipitriformes; Cathartidae
Gene: OGN
Product: osteoglycin
Exons: 7
Coding region: 208-1089 (293 amino acids)
Molecular function (GO): protein binding
Source: RefSeq, a predicted model, not a curated record
AACUUUGAGAGAGUAUUCAUUUCAACACUUUGGAUGUAAUUUACUCUUUUGUCAAUCCAACCUAUAGAGAAGGAUAUCUGGUUUUACGACAAUCACAGAAGAACUCUGAAUCUGCUAAAAAGUCACAAAGAAAGUAUUCUCCAUAGUCAACACACCAGCAGAUCUUCACCAGCUCCGUGAAAGCCAGAUACAUUGUUCCAUGCAAGAAUGAAGACUUUGCAGACUACUUUUUUUUUGUUUGUGUUUGUACCUUUGGUAAAUUCAGCACCACCUAUACAGCAAGAAUCACUCCAGUUUUAUGAGUAUGAUACAGAUGUUACCAUGGGAAGCCUGAGCCAACAAGAUUAUGAAAUGCAAUCCAAGGAUUUGAGAAAGGAUGGAAUAAAUGUUUCUCUUGACACUUCCCUAAGACUGCAAGGUGAUGACAGCGAAGGCAAUGUACCACCAACAAAGGAUACAAAUUUACCUACUUGUCUGCUCUGUGUGUGUUUAAGCGGAUCAGUGUACUGCGAGGAAAUAGACAUUGAAGCUGUACCCCCACUGCCAAAGGAAACAGCGUAUCUUUAUGCACGAUUUAACAAAAUAAAAAGGAUAGCAGUCUCAGAUUUUGCUGACAUUACUACCUUAAGAAGAAUUGAUUUUAGUGGAAAUAGGAUAGAAGAAAUAGAAGAUGGAGCCUUUUCAAAGCUUCUGUUAUUGGAAGAACUUUCUCUUGCUGAAAAUCGACUUAUAAAACUUCCUGUUCUACCUCCCAAACUAACAACAUUUAAUGCAAAUCAAAAUAGAAUCAAGAGCAGAGGAAUCAAAGCAAACGCUUUCAAGAAGCUGACAAAUUUGGCCUACCUCUACUUAGGACAUAACGCACUGGAAUCUGUUCCCCUUAACUUACCGGAAAGUCUCCGUAUUCUUCACCUUCAGUACAACAACAUUACUACAAUCACCGAUGACACAUUCUGCAAAUCUAAUAACACACGUUACAUCCGCACACGUAUGGAUGAGAUAAGGAUGGAAGGCAAUCCGAUCCUCUUGGCAAAGCAUGUUAAUGCUUUUUCCUGCUUGAGAACACUGCCUGUAGGAACAUACUACUAGCCACUACUUACGUAAUUACACAUGCCAAAACUUAAACAUGGUAACCAAAGAUCAUUCUUUUUCCUGUUUACCCGUUUAUAUCCUCUCCCUUACUAAUGCCAUUUUCCCUGCAUACCCAGAACCUUUUACUAUGUUGAAAUGUGGUUCUCCUCUGAAAUAACUAUUGCAAAACAGCCACUUUAUUUAGUAGUUAGAAUGUCAUCCAUGCUUUCAGGAUCUUUUCUGUUAGUGAAAGUGUAAAAAUACAUAUAUGCACACACAUCUUCUCAACUUCUAUUUCACCACAUAUUUUUUACAUGUAGGUAAAAUCACACAAGUAACUGCUUGUUCACAUUCUUUACCAGUACCCAGAACAAUCACUACAUUUUACUUUCAAAUAAACGCAAAACAUUCUUUGAGCAAGCUACAGAAGAAAAAUACAUCUUAAUUCCAAUCCCACUUUUUUAAUCUGAAAUGAAACUUUUUCAGCUGACCUUCAAAAGUGUAUUGGAUGAAGUCGCAUACAAAAGAAAGUUAUGUUUAGAAAUAGAACUUCUCAAAGCUUAACUUCAUUAAAUCUUCCUUAAAAACUUGGUUUGUGGAAAAUGAGAAUAAUUCCUAUUUAGGCUUAGUGUACCAAGCAACAUCGCAAGUGGAACUUUUCAAAGAUGUGUUAAAUCUCUCUCCUUCUACUCUUUUGCUUUCAAAAUAAUCUAAGAGUGUGUGUAUAUGUAUUAUAUAUGUAUUUUAUUUUUACACAAGGUAUUUUUAAUUGAAAUAUAUAAUUUUGCUCAGCUGUACUCACAAGAGUAAUUUUUGCAACACCAGCUUCCCAUUUUAAUACAAUGGUCAAAGUACAGCAUAGUAUGACUCUAAGCAUCUUUGUUAUUAACAGAUGAUGUAGACCGAGCCUUGUUCCACUGCUUUUUCUUGACAAGGAAAUGUGACAAUAUAAUUAACAGCAAAGCUGAAUUAAUGUUUUUACCUGUAAAUAAGUAAGAUUUCAGCUAGACGUCAGUGCAAAGAAACAGAAGUACCCUUGUACAACAAUACUUUUGCUCAUUAGGGAAAAAUCAAAUCAGGUCUUUAAAUUAAGAAGAAAAGUUGAUUCUACCAUUAAUCUAAAAAUUAAGCAUUUAAUUUCAAGCAAAUUAAACUAGCAUCAUUUCACUCAACUACUUUAAACCAUGCAGUGUAUUAAAACCACAAAUUGAUGUGUGCAGGCCUCAAUAGUCAGUUCACCUAAAACUAGACAUAACUGAUACAGGACACAAUGUUUUUAAUUACACAACUAUACAUUUCUGACAUUUCAUUUUCCAUUUCUCCCCUCAAAUACCUACCACGGGCAUAAACUCUUCAGAUAAAUGAAUGCCAAGUAUGCUAGUUACUAUAACCAGAUCAACUUCAUACUAAUUUUGAAGCUAGUAUAGAUUCCUAAUUUGUAGAAAUAGUUAAGCAUCAAGUGCAUGAUGAUGUAUCACUACAUCUAGAAUACUGAUUUUACAAGAUAUUUUGUAUUACUUUUGUUUAUCUUAUUUAGCUAGGCCUUGAUUCGUUAGUGCUUGUGCUAUGGGGAAUUAAGUGCACACUUAAUUCUGAACAUACUGAUGCUCUGCCACUAAGAGUGUUGAGACCUAAGUGACUUUCAGUCACUUUUUAAGUAACUAUGUCAAGCAUCAACUGUGGGCUCAUCUUUCUGGAAGGAGGAUGCAAUUAUGAAAUGGAGGACAAAAAUAUUUUUGCCCUGAACCCAUUACCCAAGAAAGACAUAGCAAUCUCCAAUAUUUUCCAUUUUAAGUUAUUUGGUAUAACAAGAAAGAAAUUCCAUUGUCUUAAUACAACUGAGAACAAAACUGAGUCUGACAGUGAGAAUAAUACUUGGUUUUCAUUUUGCCAUGUAAAGCAAAAUAAGCAGUGGCCUCUGAUCUUAUUCUCAUCACAAAUCAUUAUUACUAAAUAAAGCUCUUUCCAGUAUUAAUAGGAUCAGUAAAUAUCACUAAAACUCUUCCUAUGAAAACAAUCACAUGUGUAUACACAAAUAUAUGCACAUUUAUGUAAUAAAUAUACCCGUGUAAACAUUCUAAGACCUAACCACUACCACAUUAUUAAUUUUACAUUAAAAUGUUGUAUAUAUUUUUGAAAAAGUACUAAAUAUCAACUGUAACACUAAUUAAUGCUUUUAAUACUUUGUGAGCAACCAAAGAAGACAACUGGUACCUUCUGAAAGCCUCAUGCAGGCAAUAAAUUAUCUGGUAUGUUUUAAUUUACUUUCCCCAUUCAUAGCAAGUUAACUCAUCAAAACAUUAAGUGAGAAGGGCUUCAGUAUGCAGGAUUUUUUGCCUUCUGUUUGUGUGACCAGUACUAAUACCAAGCUGAAUGUACACCAUUCUGUUUUUUCCUAUCACUCAUUUCUUUUCUGUAUUUCCAAUAAAACUUGAUUUUUUUUCUUGUUUAUCAA